AUGCGCAGAUCGCAAAGACUGAUUGAUAAGGAAAGCCGCUGUAAAACAAAAACGAAAUCUUUAGAAAAUGCUGGCUCCCCGCAACUGUUCGACGAAACAGAUGAUGAAUGGAGUCAACCACUUUGCCAGCUUCUGCCGUUGACUCAAAUUGUGCACCAGGAAGAACCAGUGGCGAUCAAACGGCGAUCAAGUUCCGUGUCUGUGAAGCAUGUUGUUCCCUUAAAGCGCCGCAAGGGCCGGCCACCGGCAAAAAGAACAACGAAAAAUGCCAAGAAUAGCAUUAGCUUCUACCAAGAACUACACAAGAGCCAAUCAGAAGUGCUGAAGUCAGCUACACAGUGGGAGCUAGGCGAGUAUCGAGAGCAGCUUCAGCGUCCUGCUAAUUCGGCGCAAGACUCACUUCAGGAGCUGCAGCAGCAGAGGCCUUCAUCUCAAGUUGUGCACUUAAAGAAAAAAUAUCGAUCUUUGCAUUCUUCGAAUAACAACAAGAAUAACCCUUUAAAGCAGCUGAAGGGCCAGAUUGCAUCUCAAGGCAAGGCAGGACAAGGCACUUCUUUUUUCAAGCAGGAUCAGCGUCCUGUGACUUCAGAGUGUUUUGGAGAAACAUAUGAAGAACAAACUAAGGAGCAGGUUAUUCCCUUAAAGAGGCGCAAGAGCCGAGCACAAUCCAAGCAAACGCAACCAGAAGUGAUGCAGGAACAUUGUCCCUCGACUACAUCACCUAUUGAAGACAGUUGUUUGUCGAGUAGUCAACUGCAACUGCUGGCCAAAUCAUACAAGGAAUAUAGUCAACGGAUUUGCGAGCAGCAGGAAGACAGGAAGACCUCCACUGCUUAUGUUGAAAAGAAAGUUCCACCACUUGAUAUCCCUUUAAAGCCGCCGAACGAAGGAUCCUCAACGCAAGGCAAACCAAAACAGUCAUCCACUUUUAAACGAUAUGGGACAGAGUAUCAGAAGCAGUCUCCCUCGAAGCUGCCGCCCAAGUAUCCAGCACAUUUUGUACACCAGCUGCCACCUCUGGGAGGGGGAGACAGGAGCUACAUGCACAUGCGUCCCAGAGCGGCUCCAGCGGCCCAGCUGCGUGAAAUGUGCCCCACACCAGAGCUCACUCCCGUGCCAGAGCCGCAGAAGGCACCUCUGACGACCUUUGACGACCUCUCGCCACCCAAUCCAGGCUCGGAGAGCUCUGGCACGCUCUCCCUGAGUGACUCCAUCGGCGAGAUAUUCGGCACCAAGAACAUCAGCCGCAUUCUGAACGUCCAGUGCCCGCGUCAGUAUAUCCUCAUCGAGGAUCACCUGCCGGCCAUGGCCAUGAUGCUGAAUGUGGAGCUGGUGCGCCUUCGAGCAGUCCUCGACCUAACACAGCGCCUGACGCACGAGCAGAUACUAAAUUGGCCACUGAAACUGGAGAAGCCAACCAAUGAUUGAUUAUUUG
This is a messenger RNA of Drosophila persimilis, 1435 nucleotides long. RefSeq lists its product as uncharacterized. NCBI's taxonomy places the organism in Eukaryota, Metazoa, Arthropoda, Insecta, Diptera, Drosophilidae. The transcript has a single exon. The record is from RefSeq and is a predicted model, not a curated record. Bases 1 to 1428 code for a protein of 475 amino acids.